Scophthalmus maximus (turbot) is the source of this 6473-nucleotide messenger RNA. RefSeq lists its product as uncharacterized. The coding region runs from base 440 to 2035 and encodes 531 amino acids. The transcript is spliced from 6 exons. Lineage: Eukaryota; Metazoa; Chordata; Actinopteri; Pleuronectiformes; Scophthalmidae. The record is from RefSeq and is a predicted model, not a curated record.
GUCUCGUCCACAGAGCAUCAGUGUGCAUCGCGCCCGGCUGCAGCCGCCUCUUGUGCGUCUGUUGCUGGGAGCUCCGGCCAAUCAAAGCCGCUGCGCUCCCAUACAAGUAGUUCGGGGGCUGGAGGAGCGUGACAUCAUGCACGGCUCCGACCCUCUCCGCGAAAACAAAGGUUGAAACAUCCUUCUUUUUUUCUCCUUUCUCUCUCACUACGGCGAAACCGCGGUCGACGGCAGACAACGUCCCCACUGCGAUACACCGCGGGCCCUGCUGCGUCGAGGAGCGGCCCGUCCGCGCGUCCGUGCGUCCGUCCGGGGGAAUGGCGGAUGGAGAGGCCGCCGUGUCUGUGGGAGUGGGACGGCGGUGAUGGGGGAUUAGCAGCGUAACAUCCCACCUCUGCAGCCGCGUUUCCUCUGGUCAGCUCGGCAUCCAGCUCCGGACAUGGAUCCUGAGAAAAAGUUGACAUUCUGCCUCGGGCUGAAGGCUGAGGAGAUGACCAUUUCCCUGCAGGGGCUGGACGGCACCGAAGCUGCCACGGUGUCUGUUCCUCAGAAGGAGUCCGACAUGCGCAAGGUUGAUAAGGUGGUGAAGCCGCACCGGGGUUCUGGUAGCCAGCCUGUAGUCAGCACCAAGUACUGUCCCGGAGUCAACAACAGUCCUGGUUACCUGUGUGCGACCGGACACUGCUGCGGAGAGACAGGCUGCUGUACCUACUAUUACGAACUCUGGUGGUUCUGGCUUUUGUGGACGAUGCUGAUCCUCUUCAGCUGUUUCUGUGCUUACCGCCACCGCCGGGCCAAGCUGAGAAUCCAGCAGCAGCAGAGGCAGCGGGAGAUCAAUCUGAUCGCCUACAACGGAGCCUGCAACUACCCUUCCUCCAUGCUGGACCUCAGUUUUCUGGCUUCCUUCAAGUUGCCGUCCUAUGAGGAGGUGGCGGCGCAGCCCAGCACCCCUCCUCCACCUUACAGCUCUGUCUUCGCCCUGCAGGCCGGCACCAUGGGGGGUCCCAGCACGUCUUUUCCCCAUCACCACCACCACCGUAACCCCUGCCCUCCCUAUCUCGGCCCCGGCCCCAGUGGCAUGACCUCCUCCCAGAGCUCUGACAACUACACCAGCUGCUCCUGUGAGUCGUGCUCCCUCACCUCCCCCUCCAGCACCUCCUUCUCUGUCCAGGUGACGGACGAGACGUACGACAGCAGCCACCUCUCCACGCCCAGCGAUGCGGGGGGCGACUCUGCCUUCAUGCCAGGGAUGGGGGCCACUUUCACACUGACGCCCUCCCCGCCAAUUCCUUUGCAACUUCCACCUGCUGUUAUACCUGCGGCCACUCCAGACGUCAUACCUGUGCAGAGACGUUCCUCCCAUGGCAGUGGAGGAAUCUCGCCUGCGGCUCUGUCGCUGUCUCUUCCUCUGCGCUCUCAUCCUCCGCAGCCCUCUCGCCUCCCACUUUCUCCCCUCAUCCUUUCAUCUUCCCUCCCUCCUGGUCAAAUCCGCCCUCUUGUCCUCUCUGACCCACUUGGAAUCAUCGCUGUUCAGAAAGAGAAAGAAGGAGAGGCCUGCCCUCGUGGUCCAACCCCCAGGCUCACACCGUCUCGCCCUGGACAGGCUCUCCUCUCCUCAAAUGUGGCUCCGUUCGCUCAGUGCAACAGCAAAGAUGAGCAGAAACGAGAAAGAGAAGAGGAGGGAGACGACGACGACGACGACGACGAAGAAGAAGAAGACGAUGACGACGAGGAGGAUCAUUUCCGUCACCGACGACUAACGGGUGACUCGGGCAUUGAGGUGUGCCGCUGCCACGUGAAGAGAGAGCAACGGGCGGAGGAGGAACUGCAGAAGGGGCAUUUGCGUAGAGGAGGUAAAGAGGCCGCGAGGGUGGACGCGCUGCGCGACAGCGCGGACUGCUCCCUCCGAGCGAAGGCCAGCGGGCAGUCACCUCUCUCGGACGACGGCACUGAGCAGAGUGGGCGCGUCUCCUCGUCCUCCACUGUCAUCCAGAAGACGGGCGACGAGGCGGCUAUCACGUUGGAAGCCUCGUAGGCUGACAGGCCAGUGAGAUGUGGUCAAAGAAGUGGGGCGGGGAAAAAAAGUGAGAUGUUUAUGCUGGAUGGCAUCCUUGCAGCUCAAGACGAGUAGGUGAAAAAGUUGAAUCACUGAAGAAAAAGUCUUGUAGGUGUUGAUGGUUACAAGCCGAGAGACGGGACGAGAAGUAGAUCUCUACCUGUUUCCCCUGUAGCCCAUUUCAAAUGAGAACCUGACAGCUGAGAGUCGCGUGUUGUCAUUUUGGCUCACGUAAUUGGGUUUGUGGUUUAGGAGAAAGCGUAUCUUGUUCGCCAAAGUGAUGGAAAUCUAAUGGAAUUGUUCCUUCUCUUUCUCCUUCAUUUUUCAACAUGCUAUCCAAAUCCGUUUUCACAGGUAGCGUAGUGUCAACACACCCACAUCCCUUUACCGUUUACUUAAGAUCCCCCUGCUUGCUAAAGUAGCAUUUUUACUCCUUUCAGUGAAAUCCCGUAUUAUCAGUCGUUUCCCCACCAGAAGUUCAGGAGCCCUCAAAGGCGUCUAAAGAUAAAUCAGCGGCGUCGUGAGAGGAUUGACAGUAUAAGACCAAACGAUUAUAUGCAAAUCUUCUGGUUCUUCUCUAAUCUUGGCUGUUUUUUGUGCUCACAAUCAAAAAUAACUAAACUUAAACAAUCCGAUGAGCAAAAAUCAAUCUUUGAUGAAACUGCUGAUGACUAAUUGACAUAUGCAAUGUAAGAUGGAUCUCAACAAAAUUGUCUUUCAGUUUAAGGGGUUGUAUGGGAAAAAAGUUUGGAUCCACUGCCUCAUAGAAUGUACUAUAUCCUAUUUGAUCUGUAUUUGCAACCAUGAACUCGACUGGUUAUUAACAGACAUUUGAAUAACAAUAUUCUUGGAGUAAAUGAAGUAAAAUCGUUGGACAGUUCAUUUUUUCAAAAGACCAGAGUGCAAAUAAGUGUGAGAUUACCGGCCUUCCACCCUACGCACAAAUAUUGAUCACAAAAAUAUUCCAAAUGUUUGUUUUAUUUGUUUUAGGGUGAAUUUUUUGCUUUCACCAGCCAACUUCCCUCUGUUCAUCAGCAGAAAUAAUGACAGAAGGCCUGUGUUAUGACCGAUUCAACGUUUGUGGUUUUUAUACAUUAUGUCUUCUGUUGUUCCCUUAAGAAAAGAGGGGGUGCAAACAUUGAUUGAAAUGUAUAGGUGGCAAAGCUUUACAAUGGUAUUAUGGUUAUACAUUGAUGUUUCAAACUGUUACAUGAAUAUACUGUUUCAAUAACCAGACUGUUUUGACUUUGGAUGUAACGUGUUUGAACGUGUUCCCGGUCGGUCAUUGCCAUUUAUUUUUUUUUUUGCAAAGGCAAUGUAAAUCCGAUUCCUCCGCGGACGGACCGUUGAGUUUCUACAAGGCAGGGGACUUUAAGCCUAUAGGUUCACCACUGGUCAUGAAUGUAAAAGGUUAUGUGUCGCAACAACAUCAAAAAUAGAUCAUUUUAUUUGUUUACGGAGAAUCUUUUAUAGCAAGUUGCUUGACUGAAAAUUGUCUGGAGAAAAAGGGUCCAAACCUGCAGCGAGGCGACACACACACACACACACACACACACACACACACUGCCAGGUGUGGGCUUCGAGAAGAAGUGCCCUGUGUAACGCUUGUCCGAACUGAGUAAAUGUACGAGGUGAGGCUCGAACGUCGCAGUCAGUGUGAUGCGCUUUUUUUUCUCCGUGACUGAACAUAGAGCUGGACUGCUUUUCUCCAAAUGUGUCCUGGUUUGUAUACGAAACCACUCGUCAGUUGAUAUUCCAGUUGUGCAGCGUCCGUAAAGUCUUUGCCCGGGUAGGCGGAGUGUGAAACCCUCGAUUGACGCUCUGUACUACUGAGGAUUUAAUGGAGUUAGUGUCAGUGCGCAGUAGGAAUAGCACACACACAUAUUGUCUUGUGAUCAAUCCUCGGUACACAAUGUACUCAAGAACAGAGUUAGUUCUAGAGAGAGGAGAGAGUUUCUCAAAUCACAGUUUGACCAUGAUUGUCUUGGUGUAGUUUUUGUUUUUUUUACGAGACGAGGGUCUCUGCAGUUCGUCGGCUGGGGGACACUUCAGUGCGUCCUUGGCUCCGAGCGAAGCUGACUUUCCCGGGGGCAAUGUGCUUUCAACUCAUUCGUCGCUCUGUAGGCAGGGAACACCUUAUGUUUGUCAAAGACAAAUCCUGUGUGCGUGUGUGCUUUCAGAAGAAGUGUGUCUACAGGGAGUGCAAGUAUCGCAGUUUGGUUUUGUUACGAGGGUCAUCUUGAUGCGCUCCGUUCAAAACUCUUGUGCGGUGACUCACGGGUGUGUUACAGAGGUGACGGGGGGCGUUCACACCAACAGAGAGGCCUCGGGGCUGCUGUUCAUUUCUCUUGGCUCGAGGCAAAGACGGUUAUCAUUUUCAAUAGGUCUAGAUGAUUUGUCUUUUUUUCUAAUCCGAGUACAUGGUGCCUCGAUAAAGAUAGACUCUCUGUUAGGCGUCCUAUAGUUUAAUGCUGCUAUGUGAAUGUGUGUGUUUUCUGUAAACUGUGUAUAGUCGUGCAUCAGAUGGGCAAAGAUUUUCUAGCAGUGCUUAGCAGUCUCUUUAUAAAAUAUACACAGUACAUGUGAGACUUGCAAAAAUAGUAUUUAGCAAUAGUAAUCACACCUUUUUUUCCUUAUUCUAGUUGAUGCUGGUUGAUAGGAAAUUAACUUGUGGGGGGGGGGGACAAAAAAAGAAGAUAUUUACCUCUUCAUUUCUAAUCCGGGAGCUGUGCCGGGCAAAGGCCCUCGAUUGUACAUGACACAGCAUUUCAAUGCCUUUGGCUUAAGGUUUCUCCCGAGUGCAAACUCAGAUUAUCUGGUUUUCACUCUGCCCUGGUUUGUGCCUCUCGUGUAUUAACUUUACAUGCGAGUAACGGCAGAUAGGCAUGAAAUAAACAUCCUUCCACUGCGUUUUUAUAUGAAUAUUUUCAAUUGAAUUUCUUUUAUUUCACAUCGAGAUUGUAGCAGGAAAUUAGGCAUGCCCUUGCUCUAUUUGUGGGAUUAACUGAUAUUUAAUUGUUUUCUUUAUUUAAAAUGAUGCGUUUAUUUGGCACCAAUGUAUUUGUUAAAUCUUUUUUUAGUUGGAGGCCAAAAAUCAUAAAUUGUACAUGUGUUAUUUUCCUCCAGGUAUUUUGGUCUGGCCUUUAUAAAUUUGUAUUCUUUUUCCAGACCAGUAGUUGUAGUUGUCAUAUGUAGAAAUAACAAAAUGUCCAUUUACAUUUUUUUCGUGUUAAUACUUAAAAGGAAAUAUCAUAGGUAGGAAUAAAGUCGUGACAUAGGAAAAGAGCGAUUAAAAAAAGUCUAUUUUAAAAUCCAGAUGGACAGAAGAGUUGUUGCCGAACGACCUUUUGGGUUUUGUGACGAUCCUUUUGAUAUUGCUUUUUCAGAAACGCAGAUGUUUAGCUCUGUGACUUAAACAUAAUGGUAACACCCGAGAUUCACAAACUGGAGCCAGUUUGACCCCCGACUCCGAUUUCACAUCAAAGCCCAACUGAGCUCGGUGUAUACGGAACAGUUCAGUUUAGCACAGCGGCUCGUAUGUACGGACAAAAUGCCCCAACUCUACCCUCGUUGCCACAGUGGGCCAAGGCCUGUUUUAAGACUGUUACCUCGCCGAGUUUUGACUGCAAAGGACUGUUUACUUUUCCUUAUCGAGAUAGUAUCUACUCUAUAUUUGUACUGACUUUAUUUUGUAAUGCCAAGAAUUGAUGAACAGAAACAAGGAAAAAACACACAGAGCCCACAUUGGUACAGCUUAACUGGUUUGCACGGAAUAAACAAAACAUCAAACCCUGUUGAUUCAGGAAAUCUCAAGGCUGUUUGUCUCCUGGGAAACCAGGCGUUCUCCUUUUUACUCCUGCAGCUAUGGGACAGCAGGAUUUAUAGCAGUAUCUAUAUGUGAUUGUGUGUGUGGAAUCGUUCAGAUUAAUAUUACUACGAAACGUGGUGUUCUUUGAGGGUAUCUUUGUGCAAUUCUACCUGCAGCUCUUCAGUGUGUCGUACGUGUGUGAGGGAGCUAUUGUCAGCCGUGUUGUUGUGGUGUUUUAAUCAUUGUCGCUUAUUAUGAGGCCAAAGUUGUCGUCGGUAUUUGUUGACAUGAUAUUUGUUGAUAUGAACAUCCCGACAUCUUUAUGUCAUCGAGUUGAUUUCGUAUCUUGGUGUAUAGCGUAGCCAGAUUUCUGUUGCAUUCUCUGAUGUGAAAUCCAAACAAUGCGAUGCUGUCUCAUUUAUAGAUGUGUGAUUAAUCUGGUUGCACAUCUUUUGGUGCUUUUUCAGAUGGUGGGGUAUUUAGGUUUCUUCCAAUUGAGGUUUUUUUCCCCCCCAUUGGGAUGCUACCAUGAUGGACACUGACAUAUGCUCUACUUUAUUCAACAAAAAACUGUGGAUUUUUGUGUCAAAAUAAACAAGUGCUACCAAA